CCACGGGAGAAGCCAUCACACUGACCCCGGACACGUCGGAGAUGAUCGCGGUGAGAGCCGCCACCCUGCUGCUGCUGCUCGGCUGCUGCGCCGGGGGAGGGAAGGAGCCCCCCCCCGCGGUGAGGGUGUACUACGUAGCGGCGGUAGAAGUCGGAUGGGACUACGUCCACCUGGACGGGACCGACCCGGCAGCUUCCGAACAGAGAUUCAAAGAUCCUCCUCAAAAGUACGUCAAGGCAAUAUACAGGGAGUACACAGACUCAACAUACACGGUCCCUAAACCAAGGCCGGCAUGGACAGGUAUUCAAGGUCCAGCAAUCGUCGCCCAGGCUGGUGAGAGGGUGGUGGUCCACUUCAAAAACCUGGCCUCUCAGCCCUACAGUAUCAGCCCGGUGGGCAUCACCUACUGGAAGCAGUCGGAAGGAGCCGGCUACGAUGACUCCACAGCGGGCCACGAGAAGGAGGAUGAUGCCGUCUCUCCCGGAGGCUACUACGAGUAUGUGUGGGACAUAAGCCCCAAAGACGGUCCCACCGCCAGUGACCCAGAGUGCCUCACCUACUCCUACUCAUCCCAGGUGGACACGGUCCGAGAUUUAAACUCGGGACUCAUCGGUGCCUUGCUCAUCUGCCAAAAAAGUGCCUUCAAAACUGACGGCCAGCGGAGAAACCCGGCGUUUGUCCUCCUGUUUGUAGUGUUCGAUGAGACCAAGAGCUGGUAUGGGGAGGUAGGAGAAAGGAAGAACAGGGAGAAGUUCAAGAAAAGCAUCGGCAGAAAGGAAUACCACACCAUCAACGGAUACGUCAACGGCACGUUACCCGGUUUGACCAUGUGUCAGGGCCGCGAUCGUGUGAUGUGGCAUCUGAUUGGGAUGGGCACAGCUCCAGAAAUCCACUCCAUUCAGUUCCAGGAUCACACCUUGCGGGUGUUGGACAAUCGUAAAACCACCGUUGAGGUGACCCCCAUGUCGUUCAUCACCGCAGAAAUGAGACCUGCUACUAUGGGGCGCUUCCUCAUGAGCUGUCAGAUCCACGCUCACCGCCACUAUGGCAUGGAGGCAUUUUUCACGGUGGAGAAGUGCACCGACCCCGUGGUUGUGCCGGGACCCGACCUGCGUAACGCCAAACACGAGGAUCAUGUGGAUGACAGCGACUACAACAAUGACGACGGCGAGAAUUUGUUCAACACCGUACACUUUCUGUCUAAACCACAAGUGCAAGCGCGGGCGAGCGGAGGACAGCCACGGGGGUGGCGGCAUUACAUCGCUGUUGAAGAGGUCAUCUGGGACUACAACUUUCAUCUGAAGCCCACAGUCAGUGAGGCGCAAUCGGGACAUUUGGUCACACCUCCCCAUCACCUGGGCUACAAAUAUAAAAAGGCCGUCUACGUGGAAUACACAGAUGGAUCUUUCGCUCAGAGGAAGGACCCUGCCAGGACAAUGCUGGGUCCACUUCUGAAAGGAAAAGUCAACGAUCAAAUACAAAUCACUUUCAGAAACCUGGCUAGUCGUCCGUUCAACAUCUACCCCAAUGGCCUCAGCAAGAUCUUUCCACUGUUCAAAUCUGCAAACGCUGCCGAGAAGGACCUGCGCUCCAUGGGAGUGCCCCCCAACGGGACGUUUAGCUACGUUUGGAGCCUAACAACAGACGAUGGACCCUUGGAGGGAGACCCCGGGUGCCUGACCCAGCUCUAUCAGAGCACUGUCUCUCUCGAGAGGGACUUGGCCUCCGGGCUGGUGGGCACCUUGCUCAUCUGCAAGCACAGCACCAUCGACACCAGAGGACGUCUGUUGGGCCCAGAUAAAGAAUGGAGCCUAAUAUUUGCUGUGUUUGAUGAGAACAGAAGUUGGUACUUUAACGAAAACAUGCAGAAAUCCAGCCAAAACAUCACAGACCCUGGAUUCUACAGCUCCAAUGUCAUUUACAGUAUAAAUGGCGGCAUGUUUGGCGGGCGACAGUUUGUGUCGUCUAAAAGUGACGUGGCUUUCUGGCAUGUGGCCAAUGUGGGCACUCAGAGUGACUUCCUCUCUGUUUACUUCACGGGAAACCUCUUUAAGUACCAAGGCCUUUACCAGUCUGUCCUCACCCUCUUCCCCAUGACAGGGGUGACCGUUCCCAUGGAAACCGAGCUGAUGGGUGAGUGGGAGAUCAGUGCCUACGAUGGCCACCUCAGGAGCAUGGGGAUGAGCAUCCGUUACAGCGUACUCCAAAGUGACGAUGGAGACAGAGUUGAUCGUGAUGGGAUUCCAGAGGAUUUGUUUGAAUAUAUCGAUCAGAGAGAUCUGCAGCCGAGGGGCAGAAGACAUCGAAAUCACACAGCGUUGGUUCCAGUUCCAGUGUGUAAGAAUUCCCUCGCUAAUAACAGCACUCAACCCUUAAACACUACCAACCAAAACGGCACUUGCGAUCAAACUGAGGGGAGUGGGGAUGAAGUACAGGGAGGAAUCCCACAGGAUAUCUUGCAGGAAAUAGAGAGGGAUGGGGAGCUGACAGAUUCCCAGAAUGGAAAUGAACCUGGAAGAGAGGGAGGUGGCAGGCGGAGGAGACAAGCAGAAGGCAACUGGACGGAUGUAGAUCUCAGUUCUGGAGCUUCAGGAUACAGAGGACCGGCGGUAGAGAUUGGAGAAGACGCUGUGAAUAGGACUGAGGCAGCUGGAAAGGCAAAAGCCGAAAAAACGAACAAAGCGCCAACAGUGAACAAUGAAACUAAUGGAGAGCCGAAAGACGGCAACGAGAUCUUACAAGAAAGCGAUGCACAACUGAAAGACAGGGACUCACCUGUGAGGCUAACCAAUUCAGAAGAGAUGGAUCAAAACUUAGUCCCACAAAGCCCCAUCUGGUCUGAGCCUGAACAAUUGACAGAUCUGCCUCACCCAGAAUACAUCCGCACUGUUGACAACAACAUCACAACGGGGAUCGAUAUGUCCCUCGAGUAUGAUGACUACAACCACGAGGUGAACGCUGCAACAGAUGAAGUCGCUACAGAUUACUUGGACCUGCGCUCCGGGACGACCAGAUAUCUUCAGCACUAUAUUGCUGCUGAGGAGAUCAGCUGGGACUACGGCAUCAGGAAGCCUCAACAGCUCAUCAGACCCAAAGAGAUGCGUCGAGGGAUGAGGAAGUUCUUGCCACGGUACAAGAAGGUGGUUUUUCGAGCCUACAGCGAUAAAGACUUCUUACUUCCUCUAGACAGAGGAGAGCCCCAGGAACACCUGGGAAUCAUGGGACCUUUCAUUAGAGCUGAGAUAAAUGACUUCCUCACUGUGGUCUUCAAGAACAAGGCAUCCAGGCCUUACUCCUUUCACCUUCAGGGGGUCUAUGACCUCAGCCAAGGGGCCGGCAGCGAUCAAACCCAUGGCCCCUCUGCUCCACCCGGGGUCCCAGGAGAGCCGGUGGCCCCUGGGGAGGCUCGGACGUAUAACUGGAGAGUAACCAAGAAACAAGGACCAAGCGACAGUGAAUUUGACUGCAAGACCGGGGCUUACUACUCCACUGUUGAUAAGGAGAAGGACCUUAAUUCGGGUCUGAUUGGUCCACUAGUGAUCUGUAAGCCCGGUACCCUCCGUACUCGUCAGAACACGCAGCCAAACGUCGAGGAGUUUGCCCUCCUCUUCCACAGCUUUGAUGAAACUAAAAGCUGGUACCUUGAAGAGAACCUGCGGCUGCACUGUACUCCACCGUGUGUGGCCAACACUGAGGACCCCUGGUACCACGUCAGCAAUACAUUUGCAGCAAUCAAUGGUUAUGUGGCAGAGACAGUUCCUGGUCUGUUGGUGGCCCAACACCAGCUCGUCAGGUGGCAUCUGCUGAACGUUGGAAGUGAUGGAGAGUACCACGCUGUGCACUUCCAUGGGUUACCUUUCACUGUUCACACUGAAAAGGAACACCGCAUGGGCAUCUACAACCUCUUCCCUGGAGUGUUUGGCACGGUGGAGAUGAAACCACCCACCGUCGGCACGUGGCUGGUGGAGUGCACGAUAGGAGACUACCAGCUGGCCGGCAUGAGGGCUAAACUACUGGUCUAUAACCCACACUGUGUCGUUCCCCUGGGGAUGAAAUCAGGAAGGAUUGAAGAUUCCCAGAUCACUGCGUCAGAUCACACUGAUUACUGGGAGCCGAGGCUGGCGAGGCUGGAGCAGUCGGGUUACAUCAAUGCCUGGAUCGGCACAAACAACAUGUCGUGGCUACAAGUCGACCUCCUCCGGCCCACCCUGUUGCACGGUUUGCAGACGCAGGGCGUCAGGUCCAAGCUGAGGGACAACUACAUCACGUCCUUCCACAUCUCCUACAGCCUGGACCAAGACACCUGGACCACUUACAGAGGAAACAGAACCAAGCAGAAAGGAGUCUUUUAUGGCUACAUGGACAGCUCCAAGGUGAAAAACAACCUCUUCUCUCCACCAUUUGUGGCUCGCUACAUCAGGAUUCUCCCCCGAGACUUUGUGCAAAGGCCGGCUCUCCGUCUGGAGCUGCUGGGAUGCGACCUCAACAGCUGCUCUCUUCCUCUCGGGCUGCAGAAGAAGAUAAUUCCUGACGACGGCCUCAGUGCGUCUUCCUUUCAUUCCUCUUUACUGAGUAGCUGGAGCCCGAGUCUCGCACGCCUCCACCUUGGAGGCAGGACCAACGCCUGGAGACCAAAGAACAACAACCCUCACGAAUGGCUGCAGGUUGAUUUGGGGACAGUGAAACGCAUCACAGGGGUCGUGACCCAAGGAGCGCGAUCACUGUUCUACCCUAUGAUGGUGACCGAGUUCUCAGUCACCGUCAGUCAUGAUGGUCACUCGUGGCGCAGUGUGCUGGAGGACGGCUCCCAGAGGGAAAAGAUCUUCACAGGAAACAGCGAUACGGACGAUGAAGCUCUCACCGUCUUUGACCCUCCUCUGUUCGGCCGUUACCUGCGCGUUCAUCCGCGGGGCUGGAUCAACGACAUCGCCCUCCGCCUGGAGGUCCUGGGCUGUGACACACAGCAGGAGCCCUGACCCUGACGAACCGGCAACACCACGCAGCGUCAUUUUAGUCAAGUCAAGCACUAGGGAGCUAUUUGUUUCCGUGGCCACAACUUUUUUUGCAUUUUGUCAUUUUUAUUUUGAAAAGAUCUUGCUUAACGUCAUUUAGAGAAGAACAUCUAACGUUGGUAAAAACCUAUUUUAAAGAUGUGCGUUUAGAACACAGCCGGAGUCUUUAAAACACAGCCGAAGCAACACAGAAGGCUGUUUGCUUUACUUUUACUUCAGAGAAAACCUUGAAUGUAAGCGUGUAUAAAUUUUGGAUGUAUAAAGUUGGUUGAGGUAUAUUGUCAUAUAUGUAUUUUUCUGCUUUUAUUAGAAUUUGUAUAAACAAUGAAUUGCAAAAAAGUU
Molecule: messenger RNA, 5354 nt
Organism: Gasterosteus aculeatus aculeatus (three-spined stickleback)
Lineage: Eukaryota; Metazoa; Chordata; Actinopteri; Perciformes; Gasterosteidae
Gene: f8
Product: coagulation factor VIII, procoagulant component
Cellular component (GO): plasma membrane
Molecular function (GO): oxidoreductase activity; copper ion binding; signaling receptor activity
Source: RefSeq, a predicted model, not a curated record